UAGAUUAGACAUGGACGCUCCUGUUUUUGAUUUUGKUUGCUUCCUCCGUGUUAAUUACAAGGAAUAUCAAUCACAAGAUAGUUUCAUUGGGACUGCAAGGCAGACAGCUUUAUGAAUUAUUAUUAUCUUGGUUAAAAAAAACACACCACUACUGACUUCUAUUUGUUAGGGCUCGAUAUCAUCUCAAACUUUUCUCUGAUGUCCAUUACAGCCGUUCCAAUCGCCAAUUUGCAAAGUAGCCGUGGCUUUGAAUCAAAGCGAGACAGGAGUUGAGCCUGUAUUGAUAGCUGACUCGCACCUAAGACAAUCAUUUACAGAAUGGAGGACUGACCAUAAAUAUGGCGACAGCAGCAAUCAACCCAGAUUCGAUCCCUCAAGGUCAUACCUCGCCAUUUAAUGGCGCAUUUGAGUUGGUCAACACACAUCCAGAGCCUUUACAGACACAGAGAAUUCCUAUAUCUAUAAACAUGAGUCCUGGAUGCAGCGGUUCAAUUUGUCAGCAUAAUAAUGCUGUCGUAUUGCAGCCACCAAUUGAACAAGAGCCAAAGCCUGAAAAUCACAUCACUUUAGCCUGUUUAAGUACGUUGUUCUGCGCAUGCCCGUGUGGGUUGAUAUCUCUAUGUCACGCAAUGCAGGUUAACUCAGAUCAUCAGCAUGGCAACCGAGCGAGUGCUGACUACAACUCACGGCAAGCGUGGAAGUGGGGACUGGCGUCUGUAAUKUUGGGUUGCCUGUGUUGUCUUAUCGUAAUCAUGUAUUAUCUGGUGUAUAUGGCUGUGCAUGUUGGUGAGAUCACUUGACCUUGGGGUUCCUGUACYUUGCCAAUUGAAAUUGAAAUUCAGUGAUGUAGAAAAUACGAUUAAUGACCACGAGUAAUGGUCGAAUUACGAGCCGCAACUUGAGUAACAUGGGCACUGUCACGUGACGAACACGAGUUCGUAAUGUGAUAUUUCGUUUAGAGAUCGGAGGGCGAUCGGGAGACCCGAAGGCAAACUUCUGACAUGGAAAAAAAACAAAACAAAAUUAUACGCGCUGCAUUUUCUGACUCGUGAUCCGGCCUAGGGCCGGGCCACGAGUAAUAAUUUAAGUAACAAUGCGCUAAAGAACUAGGGAACUCUUUAUUGUUCUGCGGCAUAGCAAGUUUUUUCCCCAUGUACGAAUGUCUACUCGGUUGUCCAUUAGUUUGCAACAUCUUGGUUUUCUUAUUGGAAUUCAGCAACAUACUAAAAGACGAAAAACGACAAAAGGUUAUCUAUUGAUUUCAGGAAGGCAUGGAUAAAAGAUCCUUCUAAAAUGCUUGACGUUAAUUAGCAUUCUUAGUACACUUACAUUGUGUAUUCUUGCGCGYUGAUAGGCUGAUUAGAGUGUGUCAAAAAGUGGAAAAGCAAUUUAUGCGCUGACACAAUCAUAACUUCUCGCGCGUGAGCUCAGUUUAAAAAAUGCGAAAAACACUUAAAAAACUUUGAUCAUUAAAGUCAAAACUGUAGGACGAAAUCUGUGAUAGAUACUGAGAGAUAAAGUAUAUAAAAAAACACAAUUUACAUUUAUUACUUACCAACGCAAGUCAACCACGAGGAAAGUGAGCACGUGGAAAAUCUUCAAUGCUACGUCAUGAUUGAGACACKUGUGAUAACGAUGCUAACUGCGCAUAUUCAUGACACGUGAUCACUUACGAUCGGAUACUUUUGAGAUUCGAAAACGGCACAUCAAAGAACAACUGUGAGAAUCCUUGUAUAUAAUACCAACUUUGUUCGGUGUGUUGUGUCUUUGUAGCUCUUAUAAUUUUGAGAGAGUGAUAAUAGGGCAGACAUGGUGAAUUACAUGGGGAGACARCUUCAGUUAGUGAUU
This is a messenger RNA of Exaiptasia diaphana, 1848 nucleotides long. RefSeq lists its product as uncharacterized. Gene Ontology annotation, cellular component: membrane. The transcript has 6 exons. The record is from RefSeq and is a predicted model, not a curated record. The coding region runs from base 339 to 800 and encodes 153 amino acids. Lineage: Eukaryota; Metazoa; Cnidaria; Anthozoa; Actiniaria; Aiptasiidae.